GCAGAGGCAGAAGCGCCGUGUGCCGGACCCGGCCGGGAUGUCCCUGUCCGCCCCCGACAGCACAGACACGACCAGCCGCAGGAGGAGGCCGGCCCCCGACACUCAAGAUCCUCCAUGGGAGCAGGCCGCUCACCCUCAUGGGCUUAUCUGCGACCGACAAGGUCAACAGCUGAAUUCAGCCGACACACACACUCCCCCGGCACAUCGGUCUCUGUGUCCUGUAAUCUGUGCUGCAAAGUGUACGGUGGCCACGCAUGCAUGUCAGAGCCAUCAUGCUUGUGACGAUAGCUGGGAGGAAAUCCUCAGCAAGACCACUAUCAGAGCUGAGAACGAAGUGGAGGCCAACAAGCUGGUCAACAACUACAGGUUUGGUUUCAGAAAAUGGAAGAGCCAUGUGACGGAGCGUCCGUUUGAAGUCCGGUCAGAUGUUGUGAAAGAGCUCUACUCUGAACUGAACGUCAUUAAACCGCACACAGGUCAUCUCGUCACAUUUGGAAAUGUGUUGUACGUGUUUCUCUUCGGCUGGUGGGUGUCUCUGGUGUACCUCCUGGUCAGCGUGCUCAUGUUCGUCACUGUGAUCGGGCUGCCGUAUGGUAAGCUGUGCUGGCAGCUGUCAUGGUACUUCCUGUGGCCUUUUGGCAAGUCAAUCCAGGAGAUAGGAAACACGGUGAGGAGGUGCUGUGAGAGGGCCCCCAACUGUGAGUGCACCACAGAGACGGAGGACGAUGUCUCGCCUGUCCUGCUGCCUUCACCCACAGAGGUGCCAAUCCCGGAGAUGCCAGGCAGGCCUCCACACAAACCCUACUGGCAUCGGUUCACCACCUACGUGUGGCUGCUGCUGGGAUAUCCUCCUCUGAUUGUGGUCCACUCGCUGGCCUGUUUCCUCUCCUGGAUCCUGGUCUUCACCAUCCCCGUGGCAAAAAUGAACGCACGCACCCUGGGCACUGUCCUCCUCUUGGCUCCUGAGGAUGUUUCUGUCUCCUCCUGCUCACAGAGGAAGUAUCAAGGCUGUGAGACCAGAGCGCUUCUGUGCUGUUACCACGCUGCAAACUGGUACUACUACAAGUACACUGUGGAUGGGAUCAAUGUGUUUGCUGUCAACCUCCUCCCUCUCGUAAUCGUUGCCAUGGUGAUAGGGUACAUCGACAAAGGAAACCAGUUUGCCAGCUCUGAGGUCAAGUUUGCCAUAGCAGUCGGUUCCAUCAUACCGCUGUCAUAUUACAUCGGUAUGGGCAUCGCCAGUAUCUCAGCACAGAGUAACUUUGCUGUGGGCGCUGUGGUCAACGCCACUUUCGGCUCCAUCACGGAGCUGACCUUCUACAUCACGGCGCUGCUCAGGGCUCACAAGACAGCCAACCCCUGUCUGCAGGAGAUCGUGAAGGCGGCGCUGACUGGCACGCUGCUUGGAUGCAUCCUGUUCAUCCCUGGCAUCUGCAUGAUCAUCGGAGGGCUGCGACACAGCGAGCAAAGGUUCAACAGCCGCUCGACUGGCGUGAGCUCCGCUUUGCUCUUCAUCUCUGUAGGAGGUGUGUUUGCCCCCACGCUUUUCUCCAAGGCGUACGGGAACCUGGUGUGUGACGCCUGCACCAACUCCACCGGAGGAAACAGCACCAGCAACAGCAGCGGGCCGUUUGUCUGCCACAACUGCCACUACGACCUGAGCAAUCAGACAUUAUUCCACAGCCAUGUCGAACCGCUGGUGUACUCGGUGUCUGUCCUCUUGCCCGUUGCCUACAUCAUCGGUCUAAUUUUCACACUGAAGACGCACUCCCACAUUUACGACAUCCACGUUGGAGGAGGACAGGUGACGGGCCACCACGGGGCGGUGGUCCACUGGUCCCGCUGGAGGUCUCUGGUCAUCCUCAUCAUGGCCACUGUGCUCAUGUCUGUCUGUGCCGACCUCGCCACCCAACACAUCCAGCCCAUCCUGAGCCAGCCCAGCAUCUCUCAGUAUUUUAUAGGGGUUACAGUCCUCGCUAUGGUCCCUGAGAUCCCAGAGAUUGUGAAUGGGAUCCAGUUUGCGCUCCAGAACAACAUCAGUCUUAGCUUGGAGGUGGGGAGCUGUAUCGCCGUGCAGGUCUGCAUGCUACAGAUCCCUGUGCUCGUCCUGUUUAAUGCGUUCUACGAUGUGGGUUUUGUGCUCUUAUUCAGCGACUUGCACCUAUGGGCAAGUAUUUUCAGUGUCAUUCUUGUCAACUACAUCUUCAUGGACGGCAAAUCAGAUUAUUUUCAGGGUACGGUUCUUGUGGUCGUCUACCUUAUCCUGCUGGCGCUGUACUUCUUUGCCCCGUCUCCAGCGGGAUGCUGAUCGUGGGACCAUGGCUUUUUAACCUUUAUUUAUUUUUUUUAACUCGUGAGGACUUUGGAUGUGCACCUUCUCCCCUGUUGUUGAUCUGCUGUCCUCAUAGGAUUAUAAUUGACCUAGGUUAUGGGAGUCAUAGGACAGAUUUAUUGUUCAUAUAGCUCAUAGGCUUUUGUUUCAUUGUGCUUACUUUUUCCCUGAAUUAUGCGCACAGCCAUGACGUUGAAAAUGUUUCUCAGGAAGGCAUUGGUCUGAUUGCACAAAUGCAUUAGUUUAACCUGCUGCUGUAAAGUGUAUGCUAAUGUAUCUAACUCUUUGUCAUUAGAAACUGUGCCAUUCGUGAGUUAUGGAGAAUGAGGAAAAAAAUGAUAAAUUAUUUUUUGUAAUGCUAAUGGAUAACAAGUUCCUGGUUGUGACCAAGGGCGUCUGCAGAAAGGGCAUUUUGUUCAUUCAGUAGCUUUUUAAUGUCAAGGUACUGACAGUCUAUAAUGUGACCGUGCUAACCAAAAGGGUGCACGUUAAUGCCAGUGACUUUACCGUGAAGCAAAAACAGAAGUAGCACCCUACACUCCAGAGGCAAGCAUGGCUGGCUGUGCUGAGCAAGAGCAAUAAAACUGAAAACAAUGUGUGUCAAUAUACCAUCUUGAAAAACCUGCUGCCAGUGUUUUUAUUGAUUGUACAGACCGGAAUUACAAAACAAAUACAGACGUAAUUGCCUUUGAGGAGACAUUCAGUUUUUCUCUCUCUACAGUCGUAAAGUGACAUGCAGACCAUAGUGACAUGCAGAAGAGAUCAUGUAGCUUUUUUUUUUCCUUAACAUCAAAGAAAUGAUGCAAAUAUAUAAAUGUGUUGGUCUCAUAAGCAAGGCUGUACAUUUA
Molecule: messenger RNA, 3180 nt
Organism: Myripristis murdjan (pinecone soldierfish)
Lineage: Eukaryota; Metazoa; Chordata; Actinopteri; Holocentriformes; Holocentridae
Product: putative cation exchanger C521.04c
Exons: 20
Coding region: 38-2308 (756 amino acids)
Biological process (GO): intracellular calcium ion homeostasis; calcium ion transmembrane transport
Cellular component (GO): membrane; endomembrane system
Molecular function (GO): calcium:proton antiporter activity
Source: RefSeq, a predicted model, not a curated record